Lodderomyces margitis is the source of this 3324-nucleotide messenger RNA. Its product is annotated as ubiquitin-specific protease. The record is from RefSeq and is a predicted model, not a curated record. The transcript has a single exon. NCBI's taxonomy places the organism in Eukaryota, Fungi, Ascomycota, Pichiomycetes, Serinales, Debaryomycetaceae. Gene Ontology annotation, molecular function: cysteine-type deubiquitinase activity. The coding region runs from base 1 to 3324 and encodes 1107 amino acids. Gene Ontology annotation, biological process: protein deubiquitination.
AUGACGUUUGUAUCUUCCUCGCCAUCUAAACUAACAGCGUCGUACUUGUCAUCUAAAAAACUACCACCGCCACCACCGCCACCCGAGCCAUCAGCUCGCAGUCAUCACCAUCACCAAGAAACUGCAGAGAUCCUUAAAACACACUCCUCGAUUGCCUCAAUACCAGUAUCCAACUCUAUGAAUAAGGCUGGCCAUCAAAAACGACAUAGCCACCUUGAUGUCGAAAAUGGAAACAGUAGAAGUAGUAGUCCUGAAAGUAAUGGCAUCAACAGCAACAGCAACGGCAACAGCAACGGCAACGGCAACAGCAACGGCAACGGCAACAGCAACAGCAACAGCAACAGCAACAGCAACAGCAACAGCAACAGCAACAGCAACAGCAACGGCAGCAGUAUCCGCAUAGGUGAUAACAGGCACCGGUUGUCUACCUCGCCCUCUGCUCCACCAUCGCUACCGCAAGUGAAAUCAACUGCAAUGCAACCUUCAGGGUCAACAAAUUCAAUAUUAAGUCAAGAAGACAUUGGGUACUACUAUACAAAAAUUAUCAACUACGAAUUUAGAAGUCUACAAUUGGACACUGAACUUCAGACAAAAUCACUAUUUGAUCUCAUAGAUUAUUGCGAAUCGUUGUAUGAGAAUGCCAAUGAUUCGAAUAAUCAUUUACAGGCCAUCAAAAGUUAUACAAAAGGAUUUUUAAUCUUUAAUUAUUUCAUAAACAGUUUUGUCAUGUUUCAUUUUGAUGGAUUUGACGCAUUUAUCGAACUGAAUGAACAAGACUUCAUAAUAUACUUGAACAUUUUUGCAUUUUACAAUACCGAUCAGAUUUUUCAAAAUGGCAACUAUACCGUGAGUUCAAAUGAUUUACGAGAAUUCAUAAAGCUGUACCUUAUCAAGAAAAACUUGUUGAGUUUCAAUCUUGAAGAAUUGUAUGAUUGGUUGUUUCAAUAUAUAACUUAUCUUCGAGAGAAAGAUCAAGUGGGAGAUGAAGACGUUUCAAGUAUCGGAGGAGAAGGAAGCAAAGACAAUAGAGAUAGUGCAGAAAAUAGAAGCAGUAGCAGCAGCAAUAGAAGCAGCAGUAGUAGCCUCGGCAAUUAUGGGGACAGGGUCAUUGGUAACGCAGAUGCAAAUGCUGUGUCAAGUGAUGAAGCUGACGAAUUCGAUGAAGAAUUGUCAUUUAUCAAGACUGAUUACCCUCCUGUACAAGAAAUGGGUCGUCGGUCUCGCGAAUCAUCUUUUGGUUCUAUUGAUGGAUUCAAAGUACGCUAUCCAUCUGUGCACUUGACCAAACAGAACGGUCUGCAUAACCCGCCAGCUAAUAACUCGGUAUAUGAGAAGGCAAAGAAAAAGCCGCCUCCACCGAUACCAAAAGCAUUACCUCCAGCAUUACUUAAUCAACAGUUAGCAUCUACAACAGUAACCACUCGACAAGAUCACCACGAAAUGAAUGGACAUUUAGGUCAAAAUGGCAAUGUUAAUGAAUCAAAUGACAUCGACAACCACCACCACGAUGCUAAGCAAAACCCAUACCCAAGAGAUGACAUUGUGGCAAAACUAAGCGCAGAAGAUCUAGACUUGACGAUCUCACCUCAAAUUAAAACUCAGGUGGAUGUCAAACACAACUAUACCCGUCCAAUACAAAGACCACCUAUACCAGUAACCCGGUCAACAGAUACUCGCUCAAACGGCAAUAACUAUGACUCUUCGAUGUCGAAUCAAAAAUACGGGCAGGUGACUCACUCAAUACCCAAUGUUCGUCAAAAUCUGUAUCCACAAUUUGGUCAACCUAUGUAUCAACUGUCUUCCCCAAUGCCAACAUUUCCGCCACCUCAGCCACAACCUCAGCCUACAUUGUAUCCAAGUUAUGGACCACAGUAUAGCAAUGGUAGUAUGAUGCAAUACCAGCACCCUCCGUAUGCAUACCAACAACCACCACAACAAUACUACCAACCCAACCCCUACGCACAGCCGCAGACUUACUCGCAACCAACUUCCCAGGGACAUCCCAUGAUCCCCGCACACGUAUUAGAGCAGCAAGAACAAAUUAAAUCAAGAAAGAUGAGCAUACUUAAGGAUUAUGCCAUUUGCGGAUUGCGAAACUUUGGUUCAUCGUGCUAUAUCAAUUCAACAAUACAGAUGCUUUUUGGGAUUUAUUCAUUCAAGGUUAUUUUCAACCGUGGAUACCAGAAAUACGUCAAGGACCCUGAUUUCUUGAGAAUUAUGCAACAUCCCAAUUCACACAAGAAAGAUUCUGUUUUGUUAAGUGAAGCUCUUGCGGGAUUGUUACGUACUUUCCAACAGAAUGGUGGUGUGUCAGUUUCGCCAACCAAAUUCAUUCGUGUUACUUCGUUGUUGAAACCAGAUUUCAACAUACCUCAUGAGCAACAAGACUCCCAAGAAUUUCUUUUGUUUAUUUUGGAAAGGUUGCAUGCUGAAUUAUGUGACAAGAGUGUAGAGAAUUAUGAUCCCGAGGUCUUGUGUGCUAAGUGGAACAUCAAUGUUUCUAUUGAGAAUCAGUCAUCUUAUUUCAAAUGGUGGAAAUCCUUACACGAACACGAAGGUUCAAGCCCCAUACUGGAUUUAUUUCAAGGACAUUUACAGAAUAAGCUUAGGUGUAACAAGUGCAAUUACGAAUCAAUCACUUACUCAACAUUUUCGAUUCUUUCGUUACCUAUACCGAAUACCAAACGACCUAAUGAAGUAGUUGAUUUGACUUCGUGUCUUAGCUACUAUAUUCAGGAUGAGACGUUGUCUGGUGAUAAUGCAUGGAGGUGCCCCAAAUGUCACGGUGAAGUCCCCACCGUGGAGAAUCAUCCGGUGUUUGUCCAAAAGAAGGGAUUGUUCAAGUUGGGCAAAUCAAAGAAAUCGUCAUUGGCUGAUGGAAACAAAUCGUCCGCAUCUAAUACAGUAUCCACCAAAUCUCUAAGCUUUGUUAAAUUACCUCCGGUCUUAUUCAUUCACUUGUCAAGAUUUUCCAUGUACAACUUAACUGAUAAAUUGGAUACACCCAUACGUUAUCCUAUUGAACUUCGCUUCAACAAUCAAGGUCAUGAAAUCGUAUACAAGAUAUCGGGAAUUAUCAAUCAUUUUGGAAAUUUGAAAAGUGGUCAUUAUACUGCCUUAAUUAACAAGUCCACUUUGAAUGAACUGAAACAUGAUUUGGAAAAUUUGAAACAUCCAUGUUGGUGUAAUUUUGAUGAUGAAAAUUUUAGACCCAAUGUUAAUAAUGGAACUUUGAGGUUUGGUGUUGAUGGACAAAGCCAUGACGUAAGAGAGAUGAUAUCGACUGAUGUGUAUGUGUUGUGUUAUGAGCGGGUUGACGUUUAG